AUGGCCAAAAGUAAUGUGAACAAAGGUAAAGGAAAAUCUGCAGAAGAAAUUUUCGCUGGCUUCCAGAAUUUACGAAGCGAGCAAAGACAGUUGGCCAAUAAAAUAUCGGAGCUCGAAAUGGACCUAAACGAGCACAAGAUUGUAAUAGAGACAUUACAAACCGUGGAUAAGACGCGUAGAUGCUUUCGUAUGGUCGGUGGUGUUCUAGUGGAGCGCACAGUGGGCGAAGUUUUGCCUGAACUUGAGAGUAACCGCGAGCGUCUACCUAAAGCUAUUCAAGCUCUAAAUGAACAAUUAGCUCGUAAAGGUCAAGAGAUUAAUGAGUACAUUGAGACUUAUGACAUCAAAGUACAGCGUACCGAUCGGGCGCCAGAUGCAGCCCCUGAGCAGCCUGCCAAAUCGAAUGUGCUUGUUGCAAGUGGUUGA
Molecule: messenger RNA, 426 nt
Organism: Parnassius mnemosyne (clouded apollo)
Lineage: Eukaryota; Metazoa; Arthropoda; Insecta; Lepidoptera; Papilionidae
Source: the annotation of a GenBank genome assembly